AUGGAAGAAAUGGAAAGCACAGGGAUAAAGAUAGCCAGGUUUUCAAGUUGUCGUGGGGUAGCAUUUGAAAUCAAUCCCAACAAAAGCAACCCCUUUGCAAUUGGAUCACCAACAAAGCAGGAACGAAUUGGAGCUUGGCUUUGGCUUCCAUGGACUCGAACGAAUUCAUUCAAAGUUCUUCCUCAGCCUCAAACAAUUAGUCCAACUCGGAGCAGAACCAGCAGCCACUUCUGUGACAUUGACAUAGAUGCUAGUGAUGUUGAGGUAGAGUUCAUAGCUGAAGUUCAAGAUGUAGAAAAAGCAGAUAAAGCUAAUGGGGUCAAGGUGCAAAAGCUAUUUCAGAAAACUGAUGCACCAAGGAGGUCAAGGCUGUCCAUAAUUCUGAUUGAUCAAGGGCUCACAUUCUACAAAGGGCUUUUUGUGGUUUGCAUGGCCUUGAAUAUAGUGGCAUUGGCUCUCUCUGCUGUAGGGAAUUUCCCUUAUGCCAAGAAAAGAGCUACGUUGUUCUCUAUUGGGAACAUUCUAGCUCUAACACUAUGUAGAAGUGAGGCUUUUUUGAGAGUUAUUUUUUGGUUGGCUGUGAAGACUCUUGGGAGGCCUUGUGUUUCUCUUGGAAUCAAAACUGCCACAACUUCAUUCCUUCAAAGCGUUGGAGGAAUCCAUAGUGGUUGUGGUGUUUCUUCUAUAGCCUGGCUUGUUUAUUCAUCAGUUCUUACUUUGAGAAACAAAGACAAAACCUCCCCAGAGAUAAUUGUAGUUGCAUUUACCAUCCUCUCACUCCUUCUACUCUCUUCCCUUGUCUGGCUAUUCAUUCUUCUCUCCCUAAGCUAUGAACCUAACUCACACACCUAUGACUUCACCAUGUCUAAGGUGGUCAAGAAGCAAGAGUGGUGGUUCACUUUAGCCAUCACAAUUAUCAUUAUCAUUCCUUGGCUAAGUGUUAGAAAGGUGAAAGUUAGUGUAUCAGCUCCAUCAAACCACGCAUCAAUCAUCAAGUUUGAAGGUGGUGUUCAAGCAGGAUUACUAGGUAGAAUUAGUCCUUCACCCUUGUCUGAAUGGCAUGCCUUUGGGAUCAUAUCUGAUGGGAAGAAAGAGCACAUGAUGCUUGCUGGUGCAGUUGGUGACUACACCAAGUCCUUGAUUAGUACCCCACCAAAGCAUCUUUGGGUUCGGACCAUGCACUUUGCAGGCUUGCCUUACCUAGUGAACUUGUACCAAAGGGUGUUGUUGGUUGCCACAGGGUCAGGGAUUUGUGUGUUCUUGUCAUUUCUUUUGCAGCCUAGUAAGGCUGACGUGUGCUUAGUUUGGGUAGCAAAGGAUAUUGAAUUGAACUUUGGAAAGGAGAUUAGAGAAUUGGUGAACAAAUAUCCAAAAGAGAAAGUGAUAGUGCAUGACACAGCAAUUUGUGGUCGUCCCAAUGUGGCUGAGAUGAGUGUGAAUGCUGCCAUUAGGUGGAAUGUUGAAGUGGUUAUUGUCACUAGCAACCCUGAAGGUAGUAGAGAUGUCCUUAGAGCAUGCAAGAGGGCUAAUAUCCCUGCCUUUGGCCCCAUUUGGGACUCUUGAAAGGCUCAAAAAUAUGUUCAAAGGCAAGUAUUCAUUGCUUCUCUGUUUGAAUUGAACAGGGUAUCAACUAAUAAUUAUUCUUGUUUAUUGACAUUAACUUGUAAA
Molecule: messenger RNA, 1668 nt
Organism: Cajanus cajan (pigeon pea)
Lineage: Eukaryota; Viridiplantae; Streptophyta; Magnoliopsida; Fabales; Fabaceae
Product: adenylate-forming reductase 06235
Source: RefSeq, a predicted model, not a curated record